This is a messenger RNA of Trichobilharzia regenti, 1281 nucleotides long. NCBI's taxonomy places the organism in Eukaryota, Metazoa, Platyhelminthes, Trematoda, Strigeidida, Schistosomatidae. The record is from the annotation of a GenBank genome assembly.
UUUUAUUGAUUUAUUUAUUGAUUGGUUAUAUAUAUACAUAUAUAGUCUACUAAUUAGUGUGUUUGUAUUGAAUUAGACUGCUUUACAAACGAGGCUAAUGCAAUGAAUAAACCAUGUGAAGUCGAUUUAGACAUAGCACGAACAUCUAAAGGACCACGUGAAUACAUUUAUAAUUUAUUAACAAAAAAUAAUCCCCAGGUAAUUAAUCGACGUUAUUGUCUACCAAAAAUUAAAACAAAUCCAAAAGUGCAUCAUGGGGAAGAAAUUAAAAAGUAUCCAGCUAAAACAAUGGGACCACCAUCAAAAUAUGAACAUCUCCCACCAAUUAAUGGUGCUGGUCAUGAUGAUAAUGAUGAUGACAACAAUGCGUUGAACGAAAAACCAUAUGACUACUUGAAAAAACAUUCGAAAAAACCAUAUACCACCCUGGAUGCAUUGAAAACAACUCAUUGGAAGGAUAAAUGUCAUAGACAUCCACCAAAUCCAGCAGCAGAAGUUAAAACUAUACUGACUGAAGAUGGUACACCAAUAACUAUCCCGAUAAAAUGUCUUAAAACACGUAAACGUUCUAUAAAUUGGAUAACACAGAAUGCAAUUGCUACAAUUAUAGCUAAACCAGGUAGUCGGCUACCACCAGAACCACGUAAAGCUAUUGUUGAUACACGUUUUGGGGAUAAAUAUCUUUUAGCAAAUCAACGUACUCGAUGUGGUUUAGAAUUAUUUUAUGUUUACGGGAAAGAAUUUGGUAAAAUACCAAAAUAUUUAAAAAGACGUAAAGAUUUAAUUGAAAAGACAAAAAUGAAUCUGGCGCAUUAUUUUAAUGAGAAAGCGUUACAGAAUUCAGAUUAUCUCUUGACGCAUACACAACGCGAACAGCUGUUGAAUGGAUUAAAAUCCACCUGGGAAAGAUAUAAUCGAAAGUAUCUUGGCUUGGCAUCAAUUAAUGAUACGCUUAAAGGUAAAGCUUACAAACUGUACUUAGAAAAACAGCUAGAUGAGCUGAAAAAGGAUGUUGAACUGAUUGAAAAGCAUGAAUUUAUUUUUAUCGAAGCCCCGAAAGAGACAAAAUCAGGUAUCAAAGAUAAUCAGGGUAUCAUCUGUGCUUAACAUUCAUAUUAAAAUUGUUUUGGCUUUGGUUUAUUUUUACAAAAAUAGAAGCAGCGACCAAAAGUGUGCUCUACACUAUAUGAAUAUACUUCAAUUUGUAAAUAUAAAUAUUCAUACAUAUACAUAUAUAUGAAGCCAGUUGUAUUCAAUUAGUUAUUCUGUAACGACAGAAGA